This is a messenger RNA of Patiria miniata (bat star), 1601 nucleotides long. RefSeq lists its product as uncharacterized. The transcript is spliced from 6 exons. Lineage: Eukaryota; Metazoa; Echinodermata; Asteroidea; Valvatida; Asterinidae. The coding region runs from base 69 to 467 and encodes 132 amino acids. The record is from RefSeq and is a predicted model, not a curated record.
UGUAUACUACACAUAAGACAGGACAAUUCUGGAAGACUUCUGCUGUGUGGACGGUACAUGCACUGAGAAUGGCUGACUUCAUGAUUGCUAUUUAUGUUGCCGUUGCCAUUGCUGCUGUCGGUACAACAAUAUGGAUUUGCAACAAGUGCAGAUGCCUGUACUGCUCCAAUCGUACCAUUAUCUGCUGUUUGUGCCCUCCAGAACAAGUGACUGUUCCGCAGGUCUAUGCUGAGAUAGAAACAGAAAUGCCGGCAUCUGUCAGGACAGCGCCUGGGAAUGAGGACGCAACAUUUCUAACUGCAACAGAAACAAAAAAUGUUGACCCUUCAGCACCAGCAGAGGAGGAUAAGCCGCCUACCUACUCGGAGGUUUCACAAGGCAAUCAAUCCGUCGGCAUUGAUCCACCAUCGCCAACUGAUGCUUCCAAUUCACAGCAGACAGCAGAUCAACCAGCCAUCAGUGCCUAGGGUAGUCAUCCGCAAUACAAAUGCAAGCUCAGUACAUGUACUUAUUCCGGCUACAUACUUCAACCUUCUGCAUAGAUUGAAUUCUACAGCUGGGCAAUUCCACGGUUACUCACGUUACAUUUUCGUAACGUGAGUAACCGAUAUUGUGCGUCUUGUUCAUCAUACAUAACACAUUUUUCUGGAUGUCAUCUUUGGUGCUUAGAUAGGUCUAGGUCUACUCUAUCUACCAUGGGGAUAACAGUUAUUAAACCUUUUCAGUAAGGAAGGAAACUCAAAAGUACAUCAACAAUGUAACUUGAGUAACCAUGGAAUUGCUCAGAUGGAUAUUAAUGCAUAUCUUUUUGCAGAAAAUGUAGGAAGCUUACGCGGUGAAUUAUUGUUGGGCUGCAAAAUUAUUGUAAAUUUGUAAAGCAACUAUUCCAAAACUUAAUGUGGGGCCUUUUUUUCAAGGCAGCAUCGCUUGCAAAGGUGAAUAACUUUUAUAGCUCUAGAAAAAUAGGAAUUUCAAAAGUUCGUCUGUGUGAAAUUCUAGAAAACCUUGCACAGAUAGAACAUUUUGAUUCUUAAAAAAAACCUGUCAUUUUGAAUAUUAUGGAUUUAUUGUUAAUCAAUUUUUAUAGAUUUUUAUAGAUUUAUAUAAAAAAAUUCAUGUAUUUGUGUAGCGAGAGGUAUUAGAAUAGGCUUCGGGCCACAGGGAAACUUUUUUAAGCCCAGGCAUAUGCCCCUGGCUUUUGUUAAGUUUUAAAAUUUUGUGAAUGUUUCUUGUUGAGUGGUCGGGCACAACCCGACCACUCUUUGGAUUUGUUACGAUCAAUCUUUCUUUCUACCUGUCUUUCUUUUCUUUUUUUCCGUACCGCAUGUUUCUGCGGGUUUUCUCCUAAACGGUUUAUGAUAAGAACUUGUAACUUUCAAUAUAUAUCAACCCUCAUCCUAAGUGGUGCAUAUUACUCUGAUCGGGCACUAUACUCAACCAUUUUUGACUGGUAACAGCGCCCUCUGACAAAACUCAAACUCAAAAAUUUAAUCUCGGGAAACUAAAAGCGUUCCUUUAAUUGUUGAAUUGCGUAUAGUUGAAUUGCUUAUGAGUUAAUUGUGGAAUUAAAAGUUCAAUAAUAAAACCCUGAAACUUUGAAA